UCGCUUACUAAGCAAACAGUUAUAAAAGGGUUGUCUCAACACCCCCCAAAGAUAACAGGUUGAGUUUCGUGCCGGCAUGAUGCAUGCUUUGCAAAAGUUUCUGCUUUUUCAUCUCCUGAUGUGUCUUGGACUUCAGGCACUUGGGAGUGAUAUCAUAAAUGGUAAAAAGGCGAAUGAGAAGUUGAUGCUGUAUAUGGCCUCGGUGCAGAACAACAAAGGUCAUCAUGUAUGCGGAGGAUUCCUCAUCGAUGAAAGCUUUGUGCUCACUGCUGCACACUGUGAUGAGAAGAAUUCUAUGAGUGUCGUUCUUGGCACCCACAAUCUCAAGAAGGUUGAUGACUCAAUGAGGUACAAUGUAACGAGGUGCAAGCAUCCAUCUUAUGUCAGUGUCUCAAAAGGGGAUGACAUCAUGCUCCUCAAACUGUCUAAGAAAGCUCAACUGAACAAACGAGUAAAACCGGUUCCACUUAUAAAGGCUGAGAUAAAAAUAAAAGAAAAAGCAAAGUGCCACGUGGCUGGAUGGGGUUCCACAGAAACCGGUGGUAAAACUGAUAAUGUGCUGCGAGACGUGGAUGUGCCUAUCGUUAACCUGGAGGACUGUAAGAAAGAAUGGGCUCAGCCUCCAAAUGGAGUAAAUCUCCCUGCAAAUGUUAUCUGUGCUGGUGGAUAUGGCACAAAAAAUGGAUUCUGUCAGGGUGAUUCUGGUGGUCCUCUGGUGUGCGACAGGAAGGCUGUUGGUGUUGUGUCUUUCAACAUGAGAAAAAACUGUGACUACCCAAAUGUUCCCAACGUCUAUACAAAUAUAUCAAAAUACCUUCCCUGGAUCAAAAAGAUUCUCAAGCAAAAGAAAUGUUGAAUGUUACAAUUUAGCAUGCUUUUAUUACAUGUUGUACUGGCUCCUUGGCUCUAGAACACUUGUUUCUGCCCUCAAAUCUCGUCUUAAAAAUCACUUUUACAGAAUGGCCUUUCCUAAAAACUGACAUAUUUGUUUUUAUUUAAUAGGCUUUAUUUCUUUAUCUUUUGAAUAAUGUUUUUUUUUGUUGUUUUUUUUUAACCUCUUAAUUGUUAUUAAAUCUGUUUAUGCCUAUCCAAACUUUGGAAAGCAUUUUGUGCUUUUUGCUUGAAAAGUGCUCUACAAAUAAAACUAUCGUUACCAU
This is a messenger RNA of Sander lucioperca (pikeperch), 1157 nucleotides long. Its product is annotated as granzyme B(G,H)-like. Lineage: Eukaryota; Metazoa; Chordata; Actinopteri; Perciformes; Percidae. The transcript has 5 exons. Gene Ontology annotation, biological process: proteolysis. The record is from RefSeq and is a predicted model, not a curated record. The coding region runs from base 77 to 856 and encodes 259 amino acids. Gene Ontology annotation, molecular function: serine-type endopeptidase activity.